Molecule: messenger RNA, 2285 nt
Organism: Plutella xylostella (diamondback moth)
Lineage: Eukaryota; Metazoa; Arthropoda; Insecta; Lepidoptera; Plutellidae
Gene: aft
Product: cap methyltransferase 2
Biological process (GO): methylation; 7-methylguanosine mRNA capping
Cellular component (GO): cytoplasm; nucleus
Molecular function (GO): methyltransferase cap1 activity
Source: RefSeq, a predicted model, not a curated record
CUUAGAAGAACUAACGUGAAUCAAUAACAAAACAAUCUCAUAUUGCGUCCCAACAAAAUUGUGAACUAUUUAUUAUUUACCAACGCAGGUUGGAGGUGUAGCGAAAACAGGCAAUAAAAAUGCAAUACGACAGGGAAAGUUUUUUACAAUCUCGCUCCAAGAACGCCAGAUACAACCGGCCACUCGAGAGCGAUGCCGAUGAACUCGACAACUUGUUCAACAAGAAGUUCAAAUUCCGCUUCAGCAGCGAGUGGAGGCUGCCCGACGCCGGCGCGUGGUUCGCCGAGCCGCCGUGGACCGUGAAGGAGCUGAGCACGCUCAAGUCGCGUCUGAACUUCCACAAGAGCCAGCUGAAUGACUUCAACAUCGAGGAGUGGAGCGCGCACACGCGGCGCCGCAACCCCGCCGGCGACGUGAGCUGGCGGAUCCGCUCGCAGAUCAACCCCGAGUUCCUCACGCAAGCCUGGACCAAGUUCUAUGAGUGUGCCUACACAUACAACAUCAUAGCUGAAAAAGCCAAGUCGAGCAGAAAAAUGGUGUCAUUGCACUUGUGUGAGGCGCCUGGCGCCUUCAUCGCAUCCUUGAAUCAUUACUUGAAGAGUCACUAUCCAAAUAUUGAGUGGCAAUGGAUCGCAAGCACUCUGAAUCCGUACUACGAGGGCAACUCUCCAUCCAACAUGAUCAGUGAUGAUCGCUUCAUGUUCCACACGCUGGAUCACUGGGAGUUCGGCCGCGACAACACCGGCAACCUCAUGGACUGGGAAAACUCACAGUCCAUCAUCAGGAGAGCUAAGGAACUUGGUGAAGUGUUGCUGGUGACUGCAGAUGGCUCCAUAGACUGUCUGCAGAAGCCGGAUGCACAGGAGGAGGUGACUUCUCCACUGCACUACUGCGAGAUAGUCACAGCCCUGCAGGCACUCAGUGAAGGUGGAACCCUAAUAUUCAAGCUGUUCACGUUGUUCGAGCACUCCACGGUGAGCCUGAUGUACUUGAUCAACCACCUGUUCGAGGAAGUGAACAUCUACAAGCCGGUGACGUCACGGCAGGGCAACUCGGAGGUCUACGCCGUCUGCCUCAAGUACCGGGGCAGCGGAAACCUGCAACCCUACCUGCCAGUGCUGCGGUCCGGCUAUGGCAGUGACCUGUAUUGUGAAAAGUCAUUGUUUUCAUUGCAACACAUACCGCAAGACUUCCUGAAGCAGAUAGAGGAGUGUGCGUACUACUUCUGCUCCAUCCAGUGCCAGGUCAUCAACAACAACCUGCAGGCGUACCUCACGCGGAACAGCAUAGCGUUCCAGGUGGACGUCAAGAAGAUAAAGAGCUGGGUGGCGACUGCGUUCCUAGCGCAGUACGAGCUGAGGCCCCUGCCGUGUGACCAGGAGAUCAUGCGGGGCGCACUGCAUCAGGAGGACCACAAGUUGAACACCAACCCGCGCUACCACCGGGGCUCCUACUCCGAGCGACAGUCGUACACUGGAAUGACGUUGAAGGAGAAGUGUAAAAACUUGGGAUCGUUCCUACAUACAGACAUAUUUCUCAAGCCAGAGAUCUUUAUUAACGAGCCGGUGCGGUGGGUGGAGAUGUAUGAGGGUGGCGCGGAUCUACCGCUCGCGUUCACCUACGGGAAGCCGCUGCAAGCGGUGAACAGCUCCAAGUUUAUAUUUGUGCCGAUUUACAAGCUGUAUCUCCAGAUUAUGGGCGAGCCGGAGUUCAAAGAUACAGUAGUGAGCCACGACAGCAGAAUGGAUACUUGCACAGACUUGGCAUAUUUGCAGUGCGAUACUGAGGACUGGAGGGUUCUCUCGUUCCCAGUGCUUAAUCUUGAUGAAGACUAUGCGACGUAUGAAAAAAAGUGUUUCGCCACGCUUCUUGAGAACCUAGAACAACUGUCUGCUGGAGAUUCCUUGUUUUUGAGAAAUUUUAACACAUUGACUCAUUUUAAUAUAAGUGUGUUGUUUAUUUUGUGUAAGAAAUGCUUUGAGAAGCUAGGCCUCACUUCGGACAAUGGAAUAGUACUCCAUAAUUUAGUGAACAAAAAUGCAUGUUCUGUGUAUUUAAAUAAGAUAAAGAACGAAUGUGAUUCCGUGAGGUCUGACGCCAAGGACGUGUUGAGCGCGCUGCCGGUACAGAUAACCAACUCCGAACAAUUCUUUAACAAUAUUGUGUUCUACAACAACACAUUCUAUAGAAACAAAUGUGUGAAAUAUCUGUGCGCUAUCGAGCAACGAAUAAACUAAAUAUAAGUGAUAAUUUUAAUAAAAUGAAAAUAUUUAUGGAAUCCAUUA